Dioszegia hungarica is the source of this 402-nucleotide messenger RNA. RefSeq names its product ribosome maturation protein. Lineage: Eukaryota; Fungi; Basidiomycota; Tremellomycetes; Tremellales; Bulleribasidiaceae. Bases 1 to 402 code for a protein of 133 amino acids. The transcript is spliced from 4 exons. The record is from RefSeq and is a predicted model, not a curated record.
AUGGUCGCAUCAGAGAAAGUCCAGUCUGCUCAGACGGUCAUCUACCGCCCGAACGAGCACGCGGACGAGUAUAUCGUCUUCAUUGAUGACGAGGCAGAGUACAACGCCUGGAAGGAGGACAAGUCGAUUGCGCUCGCGAGGUUUGUGGGGCAGUUCUCGAUUUUCAAAUCCUCCACCUCGGGCCACACCGGGACCCUCGGCGAGGUGUCCAAGCAGGAGAUCGAGAAUGUCUUCUUUGGCGACGAGAAGAAUGUCAAGGAUAAGUCUGUCGAAGCCGCCAUCCUCAUCAUUCUCAAAUCCGGUACCGUCCACAAGGGCAACAUGGAGCACUCGGGCAAAAUGUCCAAGAAUGACGCAAGGGGCGGAGCCAACCACGGUACCGGCGCGUUCAUGGGCCGUUAA